CAAAUGUUCGACGAAUAGCAUAGAACUAAGAUAACAACUAGCAUACAACAAGUUAUUAUAAGCUUAAGCUUAUUAAAAUAUAUGUUUAUAAGCUUAUUUUCGGUAAUUACUAGAACUAGUCCGAAGGCAUCGAGGCGUCAAACAAGAAGAAGGAACGCAAGAGAACAGACCAUAAACAUAGAACAAAGCCAUGUUCUCGUUUUUUUCAGUGUCGGCUCGAGUGGCAGCAUUACUGCUAUAUCUGCAGCUGCUCGUAUCUUUUUCUCGCACUUCAUCUGCCUUUGCUCGACGAGCAGAGGGGCACGACAGUCAACGCUCAGCACUGUUGCAAACAGGACCGCGAUCGAGUUCCUCCACAAGACGGGUUGCGGACCACCCGUACAAGAUCACCAUCCGCAAUCGUAG
Molecule: messenger RNA, 405 nt
Organism: Amoebophrya sp. A25
Lineage: Eukaryota; Dinophyceae; Syndiniales; Amoebophryaceae
Source: the annotation of a GenBank genome assembly